ACAGCCUAAUGGGAAAUAAUCACAACAGGUGUGUUCUCUUCUAUUCAUGUCUUACUUUUAACUGGAUUGGUGGACGUCACUCCCCAAAUAAUAUCACUCCCUGUGUCACCAGACAAGUUAAACUUCUUUCUUACACUCAGGUAUCUUCUGAAAUCUUGUACACAUGGUCUACAAAGGUCAACCUAAAAAGUGCAUGUAAAAUACAUUUGAAUCUCCAUUUCAUUAUGUGCCUUUACAUAAGUGAGCCCUCCUUUACUGUUCUAGGAAAACCAGAUAGGUCACAAGUGCCUUUGGGGAGGUGGGGGAGGUGGGAUCACAGGUUUCAGUGGGGUAGGAGGGGUCUAGUACUACUGCUGUUAUGUCAGAGAUUAGAGCAUUUAUAAAGCCAGUAAUCACAAUGCUUUUGUCAGUUUGUUCCAACCUGCAGUGCAGGAGAAGAAAAGGGAUGUUUCAUAUUUAAGGUGGAAAGGAAGCGUGCACACUUAGGACAUGAGGAGAGGGACAGCUCUUGCAGUGUUGGUGCUGGCACUUUUUUCAUCUGCUACAGCAAAGCCCAAAAGUCGCUUCACACGAUAUCCAUCAUGGAAUAUGAAAAUGUAUCCAGUCUGGAAAGAUGAAGAUCCUCGGUACAAAGACUUUUGGAAAGAGUUUGAAGAUAGGGCAAGUGGACAAUGCUGUGAUCAAGAUGGAUGAAUCUGAGGUUGAACGAAACGUAGUGGAUCUAACUGUCACCUGCCAAGGGAGCCUUCCCACAGAGGUGUGCACGGUGGUGUCUGAUGCAGACUGUUUUAUGCCCAUCCACACCAUGUGUAACACAGUGGCCCCCUCUAAUGAGUGCCAGCUGGUACUGCGUCACUUUUUCAAUGACUCCGGCAUCUUCUGUAUCAACGUGUCCAUGACCAACGAUGUCAGUCUGGCAGUCACCAGCGCCAAAUAUAGCAUGACCGUGGACGAUUCAAAGCCUACCUUCUGAUAUCCCUAUCGACGAAGAGGCCCAAAGGAUUUCCUCCACAGACGAAGAAGACAGUCUGUCCAAAUCCCUCCUGACCUCUUCCAAAUCAGUCUUCAAUGUCUCUGGCCUCGUUCCUACUCCUCCAGAGGGAAAGCCAAAGGUGAGGCUGCCAUGGCGCCCAGUGCUUCGCCGUAGAAAGGUUCCAGAGCAGCCCCCCAACAAGAUGCACAUUUACACAGUUCACAGGGAUGCUUUUCAUUUCCCAACUGAGACAAUGCAAUCGACCAGUCCAUCAUCACCCGAGGGAGACUUCUCAACUCCAGAGUCCCAGAGGCCAAGAGCGGUGGACAGCUCAGACAAGGAGUCUAUCUUUAAUAUAGACUCAUCCAAAAGACUCGUCGCAGAGAUAAUGCUGUCUGUUCGGGAGGACGUUGUUGAGGCAAAGCAGAGCGAAUUGGCCGCAAAUCUGGCUGUGCUGUCAUCUGACAAUGUGAUGCUCAACACUUUGGCUCAGAGUGGGACACCCCGCACCGAUUCCUGAACUGCCUCCAACACCUCUCCUCACAGCGAGAGUGAUAACUGAAGAGAGAUUCACAUGUUUACUUGGACAUACAUGAUAGAAGCAUUUGCUUACAUUAUUUUGAAUCGCAUUGAGCUAUUAAAGAAUGCAUUUAUUUUCUAAAAAAGACAAAAGGAUUUAUUUACACUAUGUAGUUUUUCUUAGAUGUUAGUGUUAAGUUAGGAACAUUAAAUUGAAAGUUAGGAGAGAGUAAUUAUACAUCUUUGCUCUGAAUGGUGACAUUGUUUAAACAGUCUCACAAUUUGACAAUAAAAUAUUAAUACACUUUUUUUUUUUACACUGUGACUUUUAUGGUUCUGAAGGGAGGAGAGGACAAAGCUGGAUGAAUUUAGGAGUCACAAGCGCCCCAGUAAUCCUU
Messenger RNA from Oncorhynchus mykiss (rainbow trout), 1890 nucleotides. NCBI's taxonomy places the organism in Eukaryota, Metazoa, Chordata, Actinopteri, Salmoniformes, Salmonidae. The record is from RefSeq and is a predicted model, not a curated record.